Pistacia vera is the source of this 387-nucleotide messenger RNA. RefSeq names its product secreted RxLR effector protein 161-like. The record is from RefSeq and is a predicted model, not a curated record. The transcript has a single exon. Lineage: Eukaryota; Viridiplantae; Streptophyta; Magnoliopsida; Sapindales; Anacardiaceae. Bases 1 to 387 code for a protein of 128 amino acids.
AUGUACAGGCCUGACAUAUCUUAUAGAGUUGGUUUAAUUAGCAAAUUUCUUGAAUUUCCUCGCCAAUCUCAUAUGAAAGUUGCCAAGAGAAUUAUGCGAUACAUAAAGGGCACUUUUGAUCAUGGUUUGUCCUACUCUUCAUCUAACAAUUGUGUUCUUGUCAGCUAUUCAGAUAGUGAUUGUGGUGGAGACGUAGAUGAUUGUAGAACACAUCUGGUUAUUGUUUCAAAAUGGAAUACUGCUUGUUCAUGGCCCUCUAAGAAACAAUCAAUUGUUGCUCUUUCAACUUGUGAAGCUGAGUAUGUUGUUAUAGCUUCAAGUGCAUGUCAGUAUUGUUGGUUACGCAAUUUGUUGAGUCAAAUUCAUUGUUCAUUGAAGGACCUAUGA